Molecule: messenger RNA, 2627 nt
Organism: Sphaeramia orbicularis (orbiculate cardinalfish)
Lineage: Eukaryota; Metazoa; Chordata; Actinopteri; Kurtiformes; Apogonidae
Gene: nt5dc1
Product: 5'-nucleotidase domain containing 1
Exons: 11
Coding region: 71-1825 (584 amino acids)
Molecular function (GO): 5'-nucleotidase activity
Source: RefSeq, a predicted model, not a curated record
CCUCCCGGAAGUCCUGUGCUGUCUCUCUGCUGCCUCCUCUGGUUCACAUGAGUUUACCCUGUGACUCCAUAUGUGCAACUCAUUGACGUUUACCGUUCACUUAAGUCGAAUAAUCGGUGGUGCUUUCGGAGACGGGUGUGUGUGUUCGGUCGGGGUUCCGGUCGUGUCGGCACCGGGCCGUGCAGUGGGCUCCGGUCCGCAGUCUCAUCCGCCUCCUCCGUCAGUGACAUUGACAGAGCCAGUUGUGUUGUGCUGCUGUGCACAACUUCAUGUGUGUGGAGGAACGGCGGCUGCCGGUGCUUCCCCCGCGGUUUCAGCCCCUGCUUCGGCUACAAUGAGCGGCUACUUCAGCCUGUCGGACUGUGAUGUGAUCGGGUUCGACCUGGACCACACACUGUGCCGGUACCAUCUGAAGGAGACCUCCAGGCUGAUCUAUGAGAGCUUCGCCAGGUACCUGGUGGAACAUAAAGGCUAUGACAAGGACCUCCUGAACCUCACUCCAGCCACAUGGGACUUCUGUUUCAAAGGGCUGGUGGUUGAUCUUGAGGAUGGGAACCUGGUGAAGUUGGCUGAAGAUGGAACUGUCUUGCGGUAUGAUCCUGACUUUAUGAAAUGUCCAAAACAUUCCAGAAGUCCUUCUGUCACAGCAGUGGUUGUUUUUUCAGGGGUUUUGAUCGAAUUGUUGUAUUUUUGUCUAAUUAGAGCAACACAUGGAACUAAUGAUCUCAGCACAGAGGAGAUCAUUAAGCACUACGGUCCGAAAAGGGAGUGGAAGCACUUCAACAGCCUCAACACCUCCUUCACAAGAUCUGCAAAAUAUUAUUUCUAUGACAACUACUUUGACCUACCUGGGGCUUUUCUUUGCGGAAGAGUUGUGGACAUGUUGCAUAAGCGAGGAAAUGAGGUGAACUCUGACUUCUGGAAAGACAUGGUCGCCGCCAUCGAUCACAAUUACAACACAUCUGCUUUCAAAGACGAUGCAGGGACGUACUUCCCCAGUGUGAAGAGGGACCCAGGUCGGUACCUUCAGCCCUGCUCCGACUCUGUGAAGACCUGGCUGCACAGCAUGAAGAACGCCGGGAAAGUCCUGCUCCUCAUCACCAGCUCCCACAGCGACUACUGCAGGCUCAUCUGCGAACACAUCCUGGGGAAGGAUUUUGAGGAGCUGUUUGACGUCAUCAUCACAAACGCGCUGAAGCCGGGUUUCUUUUCCUUGGUUCCCCAGCAGAGGCCUUUCAGAACCCUUGUGAACGACGUGGAGGAGAGCGAGGGGCUGCCGUCGCUGGAUAAACCCGGCUGGUAUUCCCAGGGCAACUGGCCACACCUCCACGAGCUGCUCAAGACCAUGACGGGGAAACCGGAGCCCAAGGUGGUGUAUUUCGGAGACAGCAUGCGAUCGGAUAUGUUUCCUGCCAGCAGCUUUGGGAAGUGGGAGACUGUGAUGAUCGUGGAGGAAAUGGAGGGGGAGGGUGUGCCGAAGAGCGAUGCAGCCAAAUCCAAUGAGGCCCAAGUGGAGCCGCUAGAGAAAAAGGGAAAGUUUGAGGAGCAGGGCAUGAAGUCGCCCUCUGCCAUUUCCAAUCAGUGGGGCUCCUACUUUGUGGACGUACACCAGAGUGGAGGAGGAGACGAGGAGAGUCAGAAACUGACCUGGUGCUGCCACUGCAUCCACAAGUACAGCACCAUGGCCAUCCCCAGUGUCGAGCACAUAGCAGAUCUGCCUCUGGAUUACAAGUUCCCCAGGUUCUCCCCCGACAAGCCCUGCACCACUGGCUACUACCCCCGGCCUCCGGAUUCUUUGCUGAAGAGGUGCGAGAGUAUGUCGUAAAAGAAAAAAAAAAAAAAAAAGAAUAAAAGAAGAGAAAAAAGAGAAAAAAGUCCUCCCUUUCCCUUCAGCCUCAGGAGAGGAAUGUGCCUCCAUUUUUGCCUGUAGUUUUCCACCUGACCCCACAGGACACAUAUACUACACCCCCCAACUCCACCCAUUCAGAUGUGAAUGUAAGCCACAGUAUCUCUGUAAUAACGCCUACAUUUGAACGUUGUGUCGUGGUUUAGUGUACCGUGGAAAUACGACAAAUUGACACAAUUAAGUGUGAGUGUGCGUGUCCACAUACAGUAACAAUAGGAGAUGUUGUGUUCUUACUGUUUCAUGUGUGAACCCUUUCUCUUAUUUUGUACGGUAGAGUGUUUGACAAUUCUUCUGAACUUUUCUGUGACCGUUUACCUGUACCCCUGAAGUGAUUACCUCAAGAUUGCGACAGUCACAAGAGUGUUUGUCCCUAAAAAUCCUUCAUUGUGUCAGUAUUUCUGUAUGACUUGUAAAGUUUUUCUUUUUGAAAUCUAGUUUUACUGUAUGCAUUUUAGUACGCUAAACCUGACAUUUAAGUCUACUGUUCCCCUCCCUGUGUCAGUUUGGUAGAAGGUGUUCUUCAGGUCAUUGUUGCCAAAGAUCUGGCACAGUGCUGUCUUUUGUGUUGGCUGUUUCAAAAAACACCAUUCGGGAAACACUUAAUAAUUCUAAUAAUAAUAAUGAUAAUAAUUCUAAUGGACGACGAAGACUAUGCUAGAUGUUCUCUGUAUUAUUUCGGUGCAACAGUGACAUGUGCUCUUUGAGUGAUUGUGUAAAAAAA